UUUUUAAAAUUUUUUUUAUCAGCUGGUGUUGUGUUGUUUACUAGAUCACUAGCUUCAUACAAACGUCAAGGAAUACGUGUCAAUGUGCUUUGCCCAGAGGCUUUCUGCCUAUGGAUUUGGUGGUUAAAGGCGCAUUUGAGCUUAUUACGGACGAAACUAGAGCUGGUUCGUGCUUACAGAUCACAAAUCGCAGAGGCUUGGAGUAUUGGCCCACUCCAAUGGAAGAAGCAAAAUACUUGUUGCGUUCUUCCUCAAGUUCCAGGAAAAAUAUGUCAUUUAAAGCUCCUUUGAAUCUUCAACUUCCUCAGAGUUUUGAGAAAAUAGUUGUGCAUACCCUGAGCCAUCAUUUCCGUAAUGCAACGCAGAUAGUUCGUGUGCCAUUGAGACUACCCAUUGAACCAAACCAUGUUCUUGUGAAAAUAAUUUAUGCCGGUGUAAAUGCUAGUGAUGUGAACUUCAGCUCAGGUCGUUAUUUCGGUGGCAACAAUGGAGACCUCAGUUCCCUUCUUCCAUUUGAUGCUGGAUUUGAGGCGGUUGGAAUAAUUGCAGCAGUUGGAGAUUCUGUAAGGGGUUUGAAAGUUGGUACUCCUGCUGCAGUCAUGACUUAUGGAAGUUAUGCUGAAUUUAUAAUGGUUCCAUCAAAACAUAUCCUUCCUGUUGGGAGACCAGACCCAGAAGUGGUUGCAAUGCUUACUUCAGGGUUAACAGCAUCAAUCGCUUUGGAAAAGGUUGGACAAAUGGAAUCUGGAAAAGUAGUACUUGUUACUGCUGCUGCAGGAGGUACUGGGCGGUUUGCAGUCCAGCUUGCAAAAUUAGCCGGGAACAAAGUUGUUGCAACUUGUGGUGGUAAAGCAAAGGCUAUGCUUUUAAAGGAGCUUGGAGUUGAUCGAGUUAUAGACUACAAAGUUGAAGAUGUCAAAAAUGUUCUUAAGAAGGAGUUCCCAAAAGGAGUUGACAUCAUCUAUGAAUCUGUUGGUGGAGACAUGUUUGAUUUGUGUUUGAAUGCUUUGGCUAUCCAUGGACGACUCAUUGUUAUUGGAAUGAUUUCUCAGUAUCAAGGACAGCAUGGCUGGAAGCCAUCAAAUUAUACCGGAUUAUGUGAGAAGCUUUUCGCCAAAAGCCAAACUGUGGGCGGUUUUUUCCUGAUACAAUACAGUCACUUAUGGAAAGAACAUCUGGACAGACUAUUUCAUCUCUACUCUUUGGGAAAGCUCAAGGUCAAAAUAGACCCAAAAAGAUUCUUGGGCCUCAAUGCCAUUGCAGAUGCUGUUGAGUACCUCCAUUCGGGUAAAAGUGCUGGCAAGGCAAACCCAACUCGUGGGUUUGUGAUGAACCCGAGCGCCUGGGUUCAUCGCGAACCCAGGAUGAACCCAGUUCGCGCGACUGGGUUCGCGACUGGGUUGGCAAUGAACCCAAGAUGUCCAUUUGCACUGGAGAAUCCCUUGAAUUUCGCCAGAAUCUAUCUGGGAGACAUUCUGGACUCUUGUGUUGGCCGUGUCAUCUACCUCGACUCCGACAUCCUCGUCGUCGACGACAUUCGCGUGCUCUGGAACACCAAAUUGACGAACUCCCCAGUCAUCGGCGCACCAGAGUACUGCCACGCCAAUUUCACCAAUUAUUUCACCCUUGCAUUCUGGUCGGACCCGGUUUUAGCCCAGGUAUUCAAAUCCAAAAACACCUGUUACUUCAACACCGGCGUUAUGGUGAUGGAUUUGGAGCGGUGGAGAGAGGGAAACUACAAGAAGAUGAUUGAGAACUGGAUGGAGGUUCCAUCGAACCCAGCUGUUGGGUUCCUCUUGCUCUUAGAAUCUAGUGCUUACUGGGUUUUUUCGAACCUAACCGUGGGUUCUUUAGAACCCAAGUGUUGGGUUCCUUCGAACCCAGCGCUUGGGUUCGAUGGAACCCAGCGCCUGGGUUCGAUGGAACCCAGCGCCUGGGUUCGAUGGAACCCAGCGCCUGGGUUCGAUGGAACCCAAGUGCAGGUUCUGUCAAACCCAAGCGCUGGGUUCCUUGGAACCCAGCACGCUUGGGCUCUCUCUUUCGCUAAAUUCGUCGUUGAUUUCCUGUUCAAGUAAGCUCUCUCGAUCAUUUAGUUUCAAGGCUUUGUCUUUCGAUUUGAGAUUACAAUGGAUUGAUUUAUGUUUGGCUAAUAUGAGGAUUCUGUCGCUCGUUUUGAUGUUUUUGUGCUAUGAAAAGUGAGAUCUGUGCGUACAUUGACGAUCUCUAUUGUUGAUUUUGCAAUUUUAGUUCGUUCUGGCUUUAGUUGGUUUUAGUGAUUACUUUAUUUGGUUUCCUGAUCUGGUUUUUUGGUCUCUGGAUUUGUGUUUUAUGAUUCUACUAUUGGUUAGCUGAAUCUGCUUUAUUAUGUCUGGGUUUUGAUAGUAUGUCUGAUUGAUGAAGAAGGCAAAGGAAGAGAAAGGAAAAAGAAAAGGUGCUUGUUGAG
This is a messenger RNA of Rubroshorea leprosula, 2443 nucleotides long. NCBI's taxonomy places the organism in Eukaryota, Viridiplantae, Streptophyta, Magnoliopsida, Malvales, Dipterocarpaceae. The record is from the annotation of a GenBank genome assembly.